UUUCAAAUAAACUCAACUUUUUGAACUGCGCGGUUGGGUUGCGGUCGUCUGGUUUAAAUUCCGACUAAACAGAGAUCCUGUAUCAACUAUAAAACGUACCGUGUGUCUUGUGGUGCAUUUUUUCAAUCCCCCGCCCCGCUUUAUAGUGGUGUCGCGCCGUGUGUAUAAGUGUUCCUGUGCGAUUUGAGCAAGGAAAAGUGUGAAAAAUCUGUUGGCUGAACGAGCGAAAAUAAGAAAAAGCGAAAACGAAAUGGCCACCGAAGUAGCCCAAAUACCCGCUGAGGAAACGCCUGCCGUUGCGGCGCCCACAGAGAAUCCAGCCUCUGAGCAGGCGGAAAAACCUGCUGCCAGCGAGACUGCUGCUGCCGCGCCCGCCGCUGCUGCUCCUCCGGCCGAAAACGAAAACGCCCAAGGAAACAAAGAGGACGGCAAGGCGGCGUCGAAGGAAAACGCUGAUGGUGCCGUCGAUGGGGACGCGAAGAAGGAUGGGGAGGCAGCGGCUGUCGCAGCGCCGGCCAAGUCGGAGGCCCCUCCCGCACAAAAGUUCAAUGUGCACAAGACCAACUUCGAGAAGGACAUCAUCUAUCUGUACCAGUUCUCCAGGACUCCAUUGCUGCCCUCGCUGUCGCCCUACUGCUUGAAAGUUGAGACCUGGCUGCGUCUGGUCGGGCUCAAGUACGAGAAUGUCGAUCAUAAGAUGCGUUUCCGCUCGAAGAAGGGUCAGUUGCCUUUCAUUGAACUGAAUGGAGAGGAAAUCGCCGACUCGGCCAUUAUCAUCAAGGAACUGUCGUCCAAAUAUGAGAAGAAUCUGGAUUCCGGGCUCACCGCCGAGCAGCGCAACGUGUCGUAUGCCACCAUCGCCAUGCUGGAGAACCAUCUCAUCUGGAUCAUCUUCUACUGGCGCGCCAAGUACCCGGACAAUGUGCUCAAGGGCUACAAGGUCAAUCUGCAGCACGCCCUCGGACUGCGUCUGCCCAACUCCAUCUUGAACUUCUUCUUCAAGAUAACCUUUGGUCGCAAGUGGUUCCAGGGCACGAAAAAGUUGAAGGCGCAUGGCAUCGGCGUCCACAGCGCCGAGGAGAUCGAGGAGUUCGGCAAGAACGACCUGAAGGUCCUCAGCGAGAUGCUCGACUGCAAGCCGUUCUUCUUCGGCGACGAGCCCACCACCCUCGAUGUGGUGGCCUUUGCGGUGCUCUCGCAGCUCCACUAUCUGUCCAAGGAUAUCGCGUACCCGCUGCGCGACUACAUGACCGAGAAGUGCCCCAACUUGAUUGGCCACGUGUCGCGCAUGAAGGACAAGUGCUUCCCCGACUGGGAUGAGAUCUGCACGAAGCUGGACCUCAAUGCGCACAUUCCCAAGCCAGAACCCGAGACCAAGGAAGGCAAGGAAGGCGGCGAGCAGGAGAAAUCAAAUGAGCAGGAGGGCCCCGAGGGCGAUAAGAUCGAGAAGGAGUUGGAGAAGGACAAGUCGAAUGAGAAGGAGUCGACCGAGGAGAACAAAGAGAAGGAGGAAACAAAGUAAAUUGGCCGUUAGUUGUAUUCAUAUGUAUAUCCCGAUAUAUAUACAUACAUACGAGUAGGAGGAAGGAAGGAAACACCCACAUACACACACACAUUAUAUAUAUAUACAUAUGUAGUACGAUACUAUAUAGUAAGGCCCUAUAUAGCUAGGCGCUGCGCUCUCAUAUAUAAGCAUUCAGACAUCGGACGACAAGAGUUUUCUAAGAGAAGAGACCCAUUUACAUUUAAAAGAAAGAGAAACAAAGAAAAACAAAACCUAGGACAACUGUAAAGCAAAAAGCAGGCACAGAACUCUCACUCUCACCACCAUCAGCAUCAAAAGAAAGAACGAUCGAUCCACUAAGUAAAACGAAAAAAACAAAAACAAAAACAAAAAAA
Messenger RNA from Drosophila subobscura, 1899 nucleotides. It is a transcript of the gene fax, whose product is annotated as failed axon connections. Bases 251 to 1522 code for a protein of 423 amino acids. Gene Ontology annotation, cellular component: cytoplasm. NCBI's taxonomy places the organism in Eukaryota, Metazoa, Arthropoda, Insecta, Diptera, Drosophilidae. The record is from RefSeq and is a predicted model, not a curated record. The transcript is spliced from 5 exons.